UUUUCAGUUCAAAUUUUUUUGGCGUCACUUUUUUCUUAAUUCUGGUUUUAUAUCGGUUUUCGUAAAUCUCCGGAGAUUUCGUUUUUUGUUGUUUUUUAUUUUAUCAUUUAUCUGUUAUUUAUUUGUUUCAUUCGUUUUUUAUUAUUUUUUAUUCGUUUCCCCCUUGCUGCGAGCGCGCAAAAACUAAAAAUAAAAUUUUUUGAUUUUUAUAAAAAAUUCUAAUUUUUUCAAAUUGAAGGCCCGCUCCUCCUGGACGUGCGAACUGGCUGGCCCUAAUGCGUGCUCUACAUUGGUGGCAGUGUUCAACAUCUGGUGGUGGCUUCCUCUAAACGGUGAUUUUUUCCCUAGUUUAUUUAAAAAAAAUAAUCUUUUUUUUAUUUUAAUGUAUGUUCUUCUUGUGGUGGCCUUUGGAGAAUAUGCUACUGGUGCCCAUGAUCUUCGUGGUGGCCGGUUUUUAAAAAUUUUUAAUUUUAAAAUAAAAUAUUAUUUUUUAUUUUUUUUUAUAAAUUUUGCUUUGGUGGUAGCUUGCUAUGGUGGAUUGGUGGCUUGCUAUGGUGGCAUGGUGGUGCUUUGGUGGCUUGCUAUGGUGGCAUGGUGGUGCUUUGGUGGCUUGCUAUGGUGGCAUGGUAGUGCUUUGGUGGUUGAAUAUGGUUCUGGUGUGCCAGGUUCUACUCCAGGCUCCGUGCGUGCUCUACUAUGGUGGCUCCUCUACAUGCUCUUCCUCGUCUUCUACGCUGCUCGUCUGGUAAAUCUUCAAAUUUUUAAAUGAAAAAUCGCAUGCUAUAAAACUGCGCACGCGAAAGACCUCUUCCUUUUUUCACUUUCUUGUUUUAUCGUCCUUGUCUUUAUUGUACUUUGUUUUUUCAAUUUUCUCAAUUUUACGAAAUUUUAGAAAAUUUUAGCUCAACAUGUGUGGCAUUGCAAAAGAGAAUGUGCUUCGGUGGAUGCCGAGUUUUUACAGGUU
Molecule: messenger RNA, 964 nt
Organism: Meloidogyne enterolobii
Lineage: Eukaryota; Metazoa; Nematoda; Chromadorea; Rhabditida; Meloidogynidae
Source: the annotation of a GenBank genome assembly